AUGUCGACAAGAAAAACACGUUUUGAUCGCUAUAACGAACGCGUGAACGAAGAGGGUGAGAAUUUGAAUUUCCGAAUGUGAAAAAAGACAGAGAGAAGGAGUCGCCAACGUUUCUUCAAUUUUUACCUAAGCAAACAGUAAUAAGACAAUCAAAUUUAGUGAGAAAUAUCUGCACCCAAUUUACGCAGACUUUUGAGUUUAACAGUUAUUGGGAUUUCUUUUAUUACUGUUUCUUUUUUAUCGGUGUACUUACGAAAUCAGCCAGCAUGAUCUGUAGUGCUCUAUGGCUAUUUUUUCAACAAACUCAAAACUUCGCUCGUAAAGAAACUGUCUAAAAACCAACAACAUAUCAAAAGAAAAGCCUUGAUAGAGUCAAACUUAUUAAAGUUCAAAGUUUGUGAUGUGGAACUAAAAAAGUUUGUAUUGGUCAAAAAAGAUUUGUUUUGAAGUUUCUGGACCACAUAAAAAAUCACUUAUUGAUGAAUUAAAAUUAUUAAAAAUUUGAACUGUAAAACUUUGAUAACUUUCUUACAACCGAACAAGUUAAAUCAUACUUUUGCAGCGACGAAAAAACGGAAGAAGUCUAUAGAAAGUGUUCCAAAAACCAAGGUAAAGUUUUCAUGCUCUAUUUUUCCAUCAGAAAUGCUUUUUUUCAGAAAAGUCGUACGGAUUUCAAACCUCAAAAAGCCAUCUAAACAUGAGGUAUUUAGACGCAAAAAAACUUUAUUGCAACAAUAGUUUCUUCUGAGAUCAAAAAAAUGACAGAAAUUUUUCAAAUGGUUUCAUUUGACAAAUGUAAUAUUAAAUUUGAAUUGAUUAUAAACAGUUUCGCAGUUAUAACGGUUUUUUUCAAAAUGUAAAAAGCCGGUACCUUAUCGUAAAAUCAGCACUCAUCUAAGCAAUACUCUCAAUUGUUUUUUUUUUCAGCUCUUCCUGGAGUCCUUCAGAAAGAGCCAAGAGGAAUACGGAGUUUUGCGAGAAAGGCUUAUGAGAGGAGGCAAAACGUAUCACGAAUUCGCAUAUGAGUCAAUGGAAAAAAAAUGUGUAAGUCUCUUAUUUCUCAAGAUUAAUAUUGAAAAUUUUCAAAAGUAAAAAUUUUUCAAUGGGUUGGCACAUGGGUCAUAGACCUUUUUGAUGUUUUUUGUGUUAUUACGCUUCAAAGUUAUAUCUUUAUUGAAUUUGAGUCAAUCGAAAAAACGCUGGUUUUUCCCCAAAAAGAAUUCACGUCUUUUGAGAAAUUAUAUCACAAAAUAACUUUUUCAGAAUGAUCAGCUGCUCAAUCACUACAAAAGCCUCGACACAGACGAAAGAUGCGAAUUUUUGGGCUUAAUCAAUAUGGACGAGCGCAGGCUGUUAUUUCGAGGCGUGAGUGAUUCUGUUUUUUCGUGUAAAUUGAACUCUUAAAAAAACACAAACUUCUUUUCUCACGAUAAAUUAAAAUCAAAUAUUGAAUAUUUUUGAGUUUCUCAUUAAAAUUUUUUCAGCUACACGACAAGCUGAAUGCUCUACAGUUUGAGAAAAGAAAAUUGAAAAGAGACGGAAUGGACGCCGAUAAACGAGACGUUUCUGCUGGAAACACUUACGACCUCCUUAAUCAAAAGGUUGUAACAUCUGAUAAUCAAAAUCAAGAAAUUUUAUUUUAAAGAAAAGCUGACAACCUGUGAAAGCGGUGUCAAUGCUUUUUUUCCAUUGCCUGUCAGGGGAAAAUAGAUGAACGGGUUUUCUUCAAAAAUUGUCGUGUUUGCAAGAAAAAUGGAGUUCAAGUCAACCAUUUUACGCUAAGAGACUCUUCGAAUGGAAAACUUUCCUUUUCAGUUUCAUAUCAUACAUUUAUUUUUUCAGAUAGCCGAAAUUCGUGACUACCACGAUCGCCUUGGUUCGGAAUGUCAACGCGUUUUCCUGUGCGUGCUCAAAGAAGAUGAACGAGAAGAUGUCUUCCCAGAGGUACAUAAUUUCGUUAUUUCAAUUUUUCCAUAGUUUUUCAAACUUUUAUGGGCAAAAGUGAAAAAUGUUUAUCGAACAGUCGAAAACUUGUUUUCCGUACAAGGAAACAUUUGAAAUUUUCGCAGUUAAUUCGAACACAUUCAUAGUUCAAUUUGAACUCUAAUUUGUCAUUCACGAGAAAUCAAGACCAGAAUUUGAAUAAUUCUGGUAACUACGAUAAAAAAAUAUUGCUGGUUAAAAGAAAAUGAAAAAAAUUAAAUAAUGAAAUAGCAGAAAAAAAGCAAUAAAAAAACCAAUAAUGGUUGCCGUAAUCAAAGCCUUUUGUCGGUGUUUUUUUAUGCGACGACUCUUCAAAAUUAGUUCUGGAUCUGAAUAUUUAACUUCAAAAUAAUCAGCCUCAGUGAAAAAUAAUCACAAAACAAUUUUUUCGAUCAUUUCUCAACAAAACGUUCUAGAUGACAAAAAAGAAGAAUUGCGCCGCGGACAAAGAGAAGCUACCUAAAAAAGGGACAAAAGCUUCUGGCAAUCGUGGUCGCACGGAGGAAAAUGCUCCUCACAAAUAUGACUCUGUAAGUUUUUCCCAGCUUCAAGUUCAUCAUAAUUCGAGUGCUCUGAUACAUUUUCAAAUUGUCAAAUUUACGAAAAAAACUUUCAAAGUAUAAAAUUGAUCGAAAAUAGAAAACUCCAAAAUAAUUAUGCAUUUAUCGUGGCCAGCAUCUUAUUAGAAACUUCAAAGGCGACGUAACUUCCAUACUGAAAACUGAAAACGGACCUUAGCCUAAGUAUGCAUUGAUUCUGUUUGAUAAAACAAACAAAUCUCAAUUUUUUCUUGCACAAAAAAAAUUGAUUGGCGACUUUUGCAGGACGACGAUAUCCAGUUCCUGGGAAUUUUUCCUACCCGUCAUUGA
Molecule: messenger RNA, 2852 nt
Organism: Caenorhabditis auriculariae
Lineage: Eukaryota; Metazoa; Nematoda; Chromadorea; Rhabditida; Rhabditidae
Source: the annotation of a GenBank genome assembly